GAGGACCCUCCUGCGGAGAAGCCCGCGCCGAAGGCCGAGCCGUCUGCCAAGCGGCGUUCGGAGCCCGAGGCUGGGCCUCCCACGUUUGAGCGGGAGGAGAACGACCCGCAGGAGCCCUCGUCGCCCUCGGACGCCUGCAGGCCGUCGUACACCGCGACCAAGGCCGGGCAGCGCCAGGCGGAGGAGAUGCUGAAGAGCUACGCUUGCUUCGGACCGGCCGACGUGCUGAACAUGCCCCACGACCCGAGUCUUCGUUGGAGACCACAGGAGAUGUCGGCCACGGGAGGCUUCCGGAGCUCAGCCGCCUUCGACAAGGCCAGCGUCUCCGCCAGGAAGGUAUGCAAGCUCACGUACCACCGGGUCCUGAGCCCUCCACCGAUCUACAGGCACUUCCUGGAGAAGACGCUGGACCCGAUUGAUGCCGACCGGAAG
Prorocentrum cordatum is the source of this 432-nucleotide messenger RNA. Lineage: Eukaryota; Dinophyceae; Prorocentrales; Prorocentraceae. The record is from the annotation of a GenBank genome assembly.